AUGGAUCGUGAAGAGGAAGGCCGCAGGUACCUGGAGCAGCACAAAAUCCCCGAACUUUUUCAUAACCUGAGCGCCUUGUUGCUCUAUCACCGCCCAGAAAAACCAAGAGAGUUCUUGAUACAGUCACUGGAAAAAAUAAAGCUUGCAAGAAUGACAAAUGACUAUCCUUAUCUUAUGGAUGAAUCAAACUUGAAUGCUAUGUUUGAUAUGCUAGAUACUGCAGGCCAGGGCUACAUAACCUUACCUCAGUACAAAGGAGCACUUCAAAGCAUGGGAUUGAAUACUGAUGAUAUAAUGUAUUUAGAUACAGACACAAUUACAUCAGAUGUCUUCAAGGAAGAUGUGAUGAAAAAAUUUGCAGCAAUGUGGGCAUCAUUUUAAUUGUGAGUGUUCUGCUCUAAAAACUCUGGUACCUUAUUGCUGAA
This is a messenger RNA of Gekko japonicus, 425 nucleotides long. Its product is annotated as EF-hand calcium-binding domain-containing protein 10-like. The transcript has 4 exons. The record is from RefSeq and is a predicted model, not a curated record. NCBI's taxonomy places the organism in Eukaryota, Metazoa, Chordata, Lepidosauria, Squamata, Gekkonidae. Gene Ontology annotation, molecular function: calcium ion binding. The coding region runs from base 1 to 381 and encodes 126 amino acids.